AUGACUGUCCUCUUCAUCUUCUUCACAAGGACAUCGGCAGAGUGCCGCCCAGCGAUGACUCCUGCCAUGGGUAAUGUGAAUCGAGUUUUUUUACGUCGACGAGAGCUCAAGAUGUUCCUGGAAGUGCAAGGCAAGGAUGAUUUAUUGAGUCACUUCUAUGAGAUUUUGUGGGAGUUAGCUCCAGAAAUGGCAAAGGAAAACAAAUUCUUUGAUCUCAAGAACGAUUCUGCUGCCAAAGAUCAGUCGUAUACAAAAGUCAGCGAGAUGGCACUUCGAGUAAUCUUGCCAUAUUUUACAACCUACGUAUGCAAGUCUGGCUCCUCCACUCUUCUACAGAUAAAGAGCAAAAGUCAGAACCGAUUAGAUGUGGACACGGACAUAGGAUGUGCUUUGUCGUCGUGGAGCCAACGCCAGGAUGAGUCAUUCGGAUGA
This is a messenger RNA of Homarus americanus (American lobster), 432 nucleotides long. RefSeq lists its product as uncharacterized. The record is from RefSeq and is a predicted model, not a curated record. Lineage: Eukaryota; Metazoa; Arthropoda; Malacostraca; Decapoda; Nephropidae. The transcript has 5 exons. Bases 1 to 432 code for a protein of 143 amino acids.